CCGGGGCCGGGGCCGUGCCGACGCGCACCCCGCGGGCAGCCGGUCAGCCAGCCCCGACGGUCACGUGACGCCAGCGCUCCGCACCGCACCGCACCGCACCGGGCGCUGCGGAGCCGCAACCGCUUCUUGCGCCCCCCGCUCCCGCCCUCCAUCCCGCCUCCGCCUCCUCGCCCUCCUCCCUGCCCGCGGGGCGCGGGAGCCGGUGACGGGAGCGAGGCGGAGUCUGGAGGGAAGAUACCGAGAGAUAGAGAUUUAAAUCACAUCCCCGGCUGUAGAAGGGCGGCAGCAGCAGCAGCCCCGGCGCAGAGGCACGGACGCACGCCCCGACAGAGAGGUCUGCCGGCUCCGCCGCUGCUGCUGCUGCUCACCAUGGGUGCCGCCGCCGCCGAGCCCCCCCGCGCCUUGGGCCUGGUGUCCAGCGUGGUCAACGACACCCUCGAGUUCUACCGCUGGACCUGGAGCAUCCGAGACAAACGUGUUGAUGAUUGGCCCUUGAUGCAGUCUCCAUUUCCAACACUGACUAUAAGCACUAUUUAUCUCCUCACUGUCUGGCUGGGCCCCAAAUGGAUGAAGACAAGAGAGCCCUUCCAGUUACGCUUCCUGUUGGUUGUUUACAACUUUGGAAUGGUUCUACUCAACUUCUUCAUUUUCAAAGAGCUGUUUUUGUCAUCAAGAGCUCGAGGGUACAGCUACGUCUGCCAGACUGUGGAUUAUUCAGAUAACGUUUAUGAAGUUAGGAUAGCUGCUGCUUUAUGGUGGUAUUAUGUCUCUAAAGGAAUUGAAUAUUUGGAUACAGUAUUCUUCAUCCUGAGGAAGAAAUUUAAUCAAAUUAGUUUCCUUCAUGUCUAUCACCAUUUCACCAUGUUCACCUUGUGGUGGAUUGGUAUUAAGUGGGUUGCAGGUGGACAAGCUUUUUUUGGAGCUCAGAUGAAUGCGUUUAUUCAUGUCAUUAUGUACAUGUAUUAUGGAUUAGCUGCCUGUGGCCCUAAAUUUCAGAAAUACCUGUGGUGGAAACGAUACUUGACCAUAUUGCAAUUGGUGCAGUUCCAUGUGACUAUUGGCCACACAGCCUUGUCUAUUUAUAUUGAUUGUCCUUUCCCUAAAUGGAUGCACUGGGGUGUCAUUUUCUAUGCUGUCACCUUCAUUUUCUUGUUUGGUAACUUCUACUAUCGGACAUACAAGCUGCCCAAGGAACCCGUAAAGAAUGGCAAAAUAGCAAAUGGUGCUGUUGCAAAUGGAGUAAGCAAACCAGAAAAUAAUGCAGUGGUGGAAAAUGGAAAAAAGCAGAAAAAGGGAAAAGCAAAAGGAGAGUAACUUGAUCCAGGCCUUAACCGUUGUUGGCAGUGAGGAACCUCCAGUUUGGUUUAUAAAAGGAAGAAAAAAACCACUAUCUGUACCAAUUAACCUUAGGUUACUGAAGAGCUAGAACACAGGUAUUUUCAUUAUUUAUGAAGAUUGUUUUAAGAACAACACUAAAGUUGAAUUUCUAUUGUAAUUAUGUAAUUAUCAUGCAUAUGGUCUCUGUGUAAACUUGUAGACUGCUGGUGUUGGUGAAUGUAAGGAAGAAUUGCAGUUGAUUCCAUGUUUAGCAGUCCAAAAGUUAAUACUACCAUUGAUACAGGCAGUUUUGUUGGCACCCACAUUUCUUUGGGCAAGGGAGGGGAAGGAAGUAGCGUUUGGAUACUUGUGUUUUCUUUCCAGAAAAUUAUUAAAUUUCAAAUUAUGAUGUAUUAUCUAAUCAGAAUGCGCAACUUUUCUUGUCCUCCUUGGAGAGUAUCUUCAGACACAUUAUGUUUAUGUGCGGUCAGAACAGUGUUUGACUUUUCAGAUGUUACUUGAUUUAACUGAGUGUCUGUUACUGUUUUAUUUUUUCUUGUGUGGAAAUAUACCUACCUCUUCAUCUGCUGAAAAGAAUAUUGAGCAUUAAAUAACUGGUUUCUGAAAUAUUGAGUCCUCUAAUAUAAAUAUCCACUAACACUUAUUCAGGAGAAAAUACGAUUUCCUGUGGGAGUAAAAGGUAUCUUUUUGGUCAAGUCCUCGAUAACCUUUUUCAAUGUAAACUUAAAUUUUGGAGUGGUACUUUUAGUAUGGCUAAGUGAAGAAAACACUUCAAGAAUGUAUAAAUAUGAAACGAUACAUUGUUUGAAACAAGCAGCGGAAGUAGGCCUGCUGCUUGUUGUCUGUGACCUGCAUUAAACCUAUGGUGCUGACUCCUGAAAAUGGUAAGAUAUUACUAUGGUGGAGAGAAAAAACAAUAUGUAAUUCUGUUUAGAAAUGCUGUGUUUAUGGAUAGCUGUGCUAACUACAAGACAGUCGCUUUAUUGGGAGAGAGAAUUCGGUUAAAAAGUACUAAAUACAGCAAACAUAAAAUAAUGAAAAUGUGUUACUGCUUGAUAUGCAUCAAAGCUGUUUAGGCACUUGUAGACAAAGUAUUGCUAGUAGUCAGGCCACCGUUUUAAUGUGAAUGUCAGAGAUGGGCUUCUAAAAGCCUGUUCCCAAAAUAUUCUUGGCUAUUUUCAACCUAAUUGACAAAGUGAUUUUGCUAAUCAUUUUUUAGUCAAAACUGCUUAAAUAAGUAGGAGCCUUUUAGAUGGCUUUUGAUCUGAUGUGGUACGUUACUGGACUUCUUACUGCUCCUUUUGUGAAGAAAAUAUGGAAAGAGUUAUUCUCCUUCCAAAUAAUGUGAUUACUAAGAGAGAUGUUUUGAGCUGCUCACCAUGCAAAGGGUAUAGGACAGGUGGAAUCAGAAAACGUAUCCUGAACUCCCAGGUUCCUUGCUCAUCACUGCAAGAGCUGGGUUGUUGCUGUCUAAAUGCAUUCCUCCCAGGUCUGGUCAAAAACAUACUCAUCAUUAGUGACAAACUUGCAUCUGGCAGGUGAUGCCGUUGUUGAAGGAAAAAAAGUACAUGGAGCUGUAGGUGUAAAGUGUGACACGUUUAAUAAUGUUUGCAUCUCGAUUAUCCAUUUGUCUGUUUAUAAUAUGCAAGCAGGUCACAUCUUCUGUGUCUCAGGUUUGUCUCUUGUCUUGUACUGAAAACUGUCUGAACCCAAAAUCAGGUCCUAGGAACAAAAGGAUUGGAUAUAGUCUUGUAUUCAGAAAAAAAUCCUAAUGCUGGUGUUGAUUCAGCUGGAAGGUGGUUUAUCCAUAAUCUCGACCGCUGUGGAUUCUAUGGCAGAAUAUAGGGUUGUGAAAGAGUGUUUCUGCUGAGCUGUAAUGCAUGUGGCCAUUAAGUUUCCUAUCUGCUGUGUCCUGUGCUUCUUCCAGCCUUUGUACUGAUGCUGUUGGCAUUUGCAUAACUCUGUGUGUUUAUGUAGUGUGGUGCAGGGAAGAGAGAUAGUGGUCUACCCUUCCUUCUUGGACAAAUGCCACUACCCUUAACCAAGCCAAAAUGCUGGCUGACUGGGUAACUUUGGAAUGGCUAAAGGAGAAAAUAACGAUGGAGCAAGCUAGCAGAUUUAUAACACAUCUGUUGCUCCAAGGUGGUGGCUGGUGUAAACACGCUUACCCCACUAUAAAUUCAAGAUAGCUCACUCCACUCUGAUUAUGGGGUAGCUUCUUUCUAUUUGCCAUGGGAUGUGGGCAGAUAACUUGUAAAUCUGUGUCAUUCCUUGUAUUGUGUUAAAUUGGUUGUUUGCUCUGCCUUUCUUUCAGUAAGCCAGAUCAAGUAAACUGAUACUCUUAAUGUGAUCUGCCUCUGAAAGAACAUACCGAGAAGUAUUCCAGUACAGGUUCGGUUGUGUCUUUGCUACACUUUGUAAAGUAAGAAGUAUGUCUUGCAUGUUGGCAAAUAUUUGAAUAACCGAAAGUCAAAUUUUGUCUGCCCUCAUCAUGCAUGGAAGCUGCUUAAAGUUGAUAAUAGCUUGAACCUUAUUGGCAGAACUUGAGUAGAAUCUUACCCUGAAACGUUGGGGCACUUGGUAACUUUUAAGAAAAAAGGGAACAACGCAUUGUGAGAAUGCAUGCAUACAUACAAAUCAUGUUGUCUGGCCCUGGGGGUAGGACCAGUUUGAGAGAUUUCAUGGAAAAAAAAAAAAUAAUCGGGUAUUAAAUUGCUGGAACACUGCUGUUUUGACUUCAUCUUAUGCAAUAUCUUUCCUAGGUAUUGCAUCUUCUGCAAGACCUUUCCUAGGUCUAUUUAUGAUAUAUUUGAUUGUUCAUGUGACUUGAGUCCCAUUAUGAUCUUGAAUAUAAUGGCCUUAUUAAAUGUGCAUUUUUGUAGGCAUGGUCUUGAGUGCAGUACUUCUGUUUCUGACUAUGCAGCCAGACUCACAGAAUACAGGGCUGAGCUGGUACAGCCUUUUCUUUUUCAAAAUUCGAGGCAAUGAUGCACAUGUGAGAUAGUGCCAGAUUCAUUAAAGUCAUCAUUGAGUCCAAGGCACCUCAGAAUUUUGCCAUGAAAGUAAUAGAAUAUAUGUAUAAAUGUGUGUGUUUCCUAUACACAGAACUGAAAUUUAAAUUAUAAAGUCUACUUUGCAAGUUGAUUAUUUUAUUUUAUUUUAUUU
Chroicocephalus ridibundus (black-headed gull) is the source of this 4503-nucleotide messenger RNA. It is a transcript of the gene ELOVL4, whose product is annotated as ELOVL fatty acid elongase 4. Bases 370 to 1314 code for a protein of 314 amino acids. The transcript is spliced from 6 exons. Gene Ontology annotation, cellular component: endoplasmic reticulum membrane; endoplasmic reticulum. Gene Ontology annotation, biological process: fatty acid elongation, monounsaturated fatty acid; sphingolipid biosynthetic process; very long-chain fatty acid biosynthetic process. Lineage: Eukaryota; Metazoa; Chordata; Aves; Charadriiformes; Laridae. Gene Ontology annotation, molecular function: fatty acid elongase activity. The record is from RefSeq and is a predicted model, not a curated record.